Messenger RNA from Xenopus laevis (African clawed frog), 2809 nucleotides. RefSeq names its product histidine decarboxylase-like (gene hdc.S). NCBI's taxonomy places the organism in Eukaryota, Metazoa, Chordata, Amphibia, Anura, Pipidae. The transcript has 12 exons. The record is from RefSeq and is a predicted model, not a curated record. Bases 74 to 2008 code for a protein of 644 amino acids.
AGGAUCAGAUACACAGCCACCUGCCCAUCACAUUUCUGCUCCUGCCAUCCAGGGAAUCCAUAGUCAAGUCACAAUGGAAUCAGAAGAGUACAGAAAGAGAGGUAAAGAACUGGUGGAUUAUAUCUGUCAGUAUCUGAGCACAGUAAGAGAGAGGAGAGUCAAUCCUGACGUGCAGCCAGGCUAUAUGCGGGCUCUGCUGCCUGACAGCGCUCCAGUGGAAUCUGAAAGCUGGGAGAGAAUCUUCGGAGAUAUUGAAGACAUCAUAAUGCCAGGGGUGGUCCAUUGGCAGAGUCCUCACAUGCAUGCCUACUUUCCUGCCCUGACAUCGUGGCCUUCCCUGCUAGGAGACAUGCUUGCUGAUGCAAUAAACUGCUUAGGAUUUACAUGGGCUUCCAGUCCAGCAUGCACUGAGCUGGAAAUGAACGUGAUGGACUGGUUGGCUAAAAUGUUGGGUCUCCCGUGCCAAUUUCUCCAUCAUUAUCCAAACAGCAAAGGAGGAGGUGUACUCCAGAGUACAGUGAGUGAAUCAACCUUAAUAGCUCUUCUGGCAGCAAGAAAGAACAAGAUUCUGGAAAUGAAAACCUCUGAACCAGAUUCAGAUGACUCCCAACUGAAUUCUAGACUUGUUGCAUAUGCUUCCAACCAGGCUCAUUCAUCUGUAGAAAAGGCAGGUUUGAUUUCGCUAGUGAAAGUUCGAUUUCUGCCAGUAGAUGAAAAUUUUUGCCUUCGUGGGGAUACCCUGAAAGCUGCGGUGGAAGAAGACAGAAACCGUGGACUUGUCCCUGUCUUUGUAUGUGCCACUUUGGGUACAACUGGCGUCUGUGCAUUUGAUAACCUGGCAGAACUGGGGCCAAUCUGUGCCAGAGAAAAACUGUGGCUGCACAUUGAUGCGGCUUAUGCAGGCACUGCUUUCUUGUGCCCAGAAUUUAGGACAUUGAUGAAUGGAGUAGACUAUGCGGAUUCAUUUACAUUCAAUCCAUCCAAGUGGAUGAUGGUUCAUUUUGACUGCACUGCUUUCUGGGUGAAAGAUAAAUACAAAUUACAGCAAACUUUCAGCGUCAAUCCUAUUUACCUCAGGCAUGCAAACACGGGGGCUGCGACUGACUUCAUGCACUGGCAGAUUCCUCUGAGCCGACGGUUUCGCUCAUUAAAGCUCUGGUUUGUAAUUCGGUCCUUUGGAGUGAAAAAUCUGCAGGCGCACAUCAGACAUGGGGCGGAGCUAGCUAAAUAUUUUGAGUCGUUGGUGAUUAAUGACCGGAUGUUUGAAGUACCUGCAAAACGGCACCUUGGACUGGUUGUUUUCCGAUUAAAGGGUCCAGAUUUUUUGACAGAGGAAGUUUUGGUAGAGCUGACCAAGUCUGGAAAAAUGUACCUUGUACCGGCCACUAUCAAUGAUAAGUUUGUUAUACGUUUCACUGUCACAUCUCAGUUCACAACCAGGGAAGAUAUUUUGAGGGAUUGGAACCUGAUUCAGCAGAGUGCCAUCAAUGUCACCAACCUGCACCAUGAAACUGUUAUCUCUAGCUGUCCUACUCCUAGCGACAACAAGAAUACACUGAAUACAUUCAACACCAAAUAUGAUGACAAGGAAAACGGUUUCCAGAAGAUCUCUAACCAGCCAAAACAUGGGGUCCUCCAACAUAAAGACUGGGUAGAAUCAAUCUCUGAAGAUGACCUAGAUCCUUUCGAUGACUGCUUCCCAGAGAAUGAGCCGGUAGCAAGCAAGCACAGGAGGGCAUCAUUCCUGUACAAGUAUUGCUCAGUGCAAGAAAAGAAAACAGCCCGCUCCCUUAGCUGCAACAGUGUUCCAGUACAUAAUGCUGAAAAGCUACGAGGGGAAUCUCAGAAAGGUGACAGCAUAGCUUCCAACAUCCCAGGAAAGGUGAUGAUUCUAGAAAAAAAUGCUUUUAGAAAGUUAAUCAAGUUCUACAGUGUCCCAAGCUUUCCGGAAUUCCGAAUUCAGUGUGGCCUUCAGUUUCCUUGCUGCCCCUUAGAGGCGUUUGUUUAAAAAAUAAUAUGAUAACUCUAAUAAACUCAGUCUUAAUGUACUGCAGAGCUGAUUGUUGAUUGUAAGGUUAGAUUUUAGAAGGCUCCCUAAUUUAAAGGGCCAGUACAAUGAGAAGAAGCACUUUCUAUACAUUCAAAUAUAAUCUAUUGUCAUAUAGAAUAUAUAAUAAGCUAGUGGUCCCCAACCAGUGGCUCGUGAGGAACAUGUUGCUCAUCAACCCCUUGGAUGUUCCUCCCAGUGGUCUCAAAGAAGGUGCUUAUUUUUAAAUUCCAGGCAAGUAUUGGUUGCAUAAAAAAACAAGUUUAUGGCGAAUCAGAGACCCCUGUAGGCUGUCAGGCCACAUAGAGCAACUAAAUAGCCAAUCAUAUGCUUUAUUUAGCACCCCUCAAUGAACUUUUUUCAUGCCUGUGUUGCUCCCCAAAUCUUUCUACAUAUGAAUGUGGCUCAUGGGUAAAAAAGGAUGGAAGCAUUUUUUUAAACCUAAAGUGCCAUAUGGGUCAUUGCUAGUUUACACAAGCAAACUAUUUUUGGUCAAACAAAAAAAGCCAAAUUGUGCCUCUUUUUAGCCAUGGCAGACAAAGAGCUACAGUAUGUGGGUGAAAUAGAUACUUUUUAAGCUGUACAGAAAUUAUACAUUAUAUUUGAAUUUAUAUGACACUUCGUUUUGCUUGAUAUUGGCCCUUGGCAUGCAAUACUCCAAUCAAAUUUACUUGCACAUUUUGGGGGAUCAAUAAUUUCAUAUGCAAUCUGCUUUCUUAUUGUGCAUUGGCAUAUACGAUUCAAUAAAAGUAAAUAUGUAUA